Penicillium brevicompactum is the source of this 678-nucleotide messenger RNA. Its product is annotated as BTB/POZ domain-containing protein. Lineage: Eukaryota; Fungi; Ascomycota; Eurotiomycetes; Eurotiales; Aspergillaceae. Bases 1 to 678 code for a protein of 225 amino acids. The record is from RefSeq and is a predicted model, not a curated record. Gene Ontology annotation, molecular function: protein binding. The transcript is spliced from 3 exons.
AUGCGGAUUGAUCCAAAAUACAGCGAUCUGACCAUUCUAUGUUUGGAUGAAGUCUAUGCUGUGCACAAGUGUAUAGUCUGUACUCGAUCGGACUUUUUUGCUAAGGCUUGUGAUGGUGGAUUUCAGGAAGCCUCUACGGAUGAAAUCAUUUUACAAGAAGAGCCGGCUUUGGUCCGCGAGAUGAUUGAAUAUUUCUACACAUUGGACUACCUAGCUCCUUCUACCCCUGUCUCGGAAGAUGUCUCUGCAAAUGAAGUUGUUCCUUGUCAACAACUAGAGGGGAGAGAGGAUCAAGGAAAUGCUAGUCAACCUGAUGACGCGGCUAGGAAUCCAUCAGCCGCGUUUGAUUCUUUGUCCUUUCACAUUCUGAUGUAUUCCCUCGCAGAUCGAAUGUUUAUCGAAGGCUUAAAGGCUUUAUCAAAUCAAAAAGCUGAACGAGAGCUGAUUGAUAGUUUAGAUGCAAACUCGUUUCCGGGCGCUAUUUUUGAGAUAUAUAACUCCACUCCUGCAGAUGACCGAGGCCUACGAGAUAUGGCGGUGAGAGUGACUAUGGAUCACCUUAGAAAGUUGAGGAGGGGAAAUGAAGAAGUCCCAGUGACUUUUGAGAAUAGUUUGUUGAAAAGCGUUCCGCAAUUUUGCUUUGACUUGCUCGUGGCAAUUAUGGAUAAGGAUAUGUAA